Molecule: messenger RNA, 1175 nt
Organism: Neogale vison (American mink)
Lineage: Eukaryota; Metazoa; Chordata; Mammalia; Carnivora; Mustelidae
Product: cytochrome c1, heme protein, mitochondrial
Exons: 7
Coding region: 1-981 (326 amino acids)
Biological process (GO): mitochondrial electron transport, ubiquinol to cytochrome c
Molecular function (GO): electron transfer activity; heme binding
Source: RefSeq, a predicted model, not a curated record
AUGGCGGCGACGGCGGCGGCUUCGCUUCGUGGGGCGGUGCUGGGCCCGCGGGGCGCGCGGUUGCCUGGCGCGCGGGCCCGGGGUCUGCUGUGCGGCGCGCGGCCCGGCCAGCUCCCGCUGCGGACGCCCCAGGCAGUGUCCUUGUCGUCGAAGGCCGGUCUGUCCCGGGGCCGGAAAGUGAUGCUGUCAGCGUUGGGCAUGCUGGCGGCAGGGGGUGCGGGGCUCGCUGUGGCCCUGCAUUCUGCCGUGAGUGCCAGUGACCUGGAGCUGCACCCCCCCAGCUACCCGUGGUCCCACCGUGGCCUCCUCUCUUCCCUGGACCACACCAGCAUCCGGAGGGGUUUCCAGGUGUACAAGCAGGUGUGCUCCUCCUGCCACAGCAUGGACUACGUGGCCUACCGCCACCUGGUGGGCGUUUGCUACACGGAGGAAGAAGCCAAGGCGCUGGCCGAGGAGGUGGAGGUUCAGGAUGGCCCCAACGAGGAUGGGGAGAUGUUCAUGCGGCCCGGGAAGCUGUCUGACUACUUCCCCAAACCAUACCCCAACCCGGAGGCUGCUCGAGCAGCCAACAACGGGGCACUGCCCCCUGACCUCAGCUACAUCACGCGGGCUAGGCACGGUGGCGAGGACUACGUCUUCUCCCUGCUAACGGGCUACUGUGAGCCACCCACCGGGGUGUCGCUGCGAGAGGGCCUCUACUUCAACCCCUACUUUCCUGGCCAGGCCAUCGGCAUGGCUCCUCCCAUCUACGACGAGGUCCUGGAGUUUGAUGACGGCACCCCAGCCACCAUGUCCCAGGUGGCCAAGGACGUGUGUACCUUCCUGCGCUGGGCAUCUGAGCCAGAGCACGACCAUCGCAAACGCAUGGGGCUCAAGAUGUUGAUGAUGAUGGGCUUGCUGUUUCCCCUGAUCUACGCCAUGAAGCGGCAUAAGUGGUCAGUCCUAAAGAGCCGGAAGCUGGCAUAUCGGCCGCCCAAGUGACCCUGCCCCGUGUCUGCUCACUGUCUGGUCUGGAUAGGCCCUCCAGCCCAGGAUCCACUCUGGACCUGUUCAGGCCUCAGCUGGCCUCUCGAAAAGCCCCAAUUUCUUGGGUAAAAGAGAGGAGGAGCCAGGAGACAGGUUCCGGCUCCAAAAUCUUCAGUCUCCAUCAUGGAAAUAAAUUAAGUUUCUCAACA